This is a messenger RNA of Neurospora tetrasperma FGSC 2508, 962 nucleotides long. RefSeq lists its product as uncharacterized. The record is from RefSeq and is a predicted model, not a curated record. NCBI's taxonomy places the organism in Eukaryota, Fungi, Ascomycota, Sordariomycetes, Sordariales, Sordariaceae. The transcript has 3 exons. The coding region runs from base 1 to 798 and encodes 265 amino acids.
AUGGCGUCCUCCUCCUCUAGCCGCGCCCCCGAUCGCACCCCUCGCAACCCCCGCGGCCCCGCCGUCCGUACCGAUGCUGGUGCCUCCGAUCGCGCCGCGAACCGUCUGCCUGACUUGCCCCGGCUGAUGGACCCCUCGCCCGAGGCUGAGCCUCUUACAGCAGGCCCGCCUACUCAGUCAAAUCCCAAUCAGCAAAGGCGAACACCAUCGACACCUGUGCCUAUCCCACAGCAAGGAUCAUCUCCCACUAGUGGAUCCGAUCACUUCUACUCGGCGAGGCAGACGCCUGCUCAGAGCCAAAGUCCUGCCCCUGAUCUGUCUACUGAGAGGCAGAUUGACGUUGACAGUUAUGCCUUUCACGUGAACUCCCUGGUUCAUCCUGCUCGGCGCACAGAACGUGAUCUUGAAAGGCUGCCAAGAUAUGAUCCUAGAAACCCCUCAGCGUCCCCGGCAAGCAGAUCUGACAGCUUCCACUCAGCCAGAGAGACUCCUGUUGCAAGCCAGAGCCCGGCAGCUAAUGAGCCAGUGGUGGAAGUGCAAAUCGAUCCUUCUUCUUAUGAGUUCCAGGUGAACUCUUUGGUUCAUCCUGUCCGUCGUACAGAGCACUUUGAAGAAAGAUUUGAUCCAACUAUUCGUUCAAGAUUGAGGGGACCUGAUCGGAUUCUUGGAAUGUCCUGGGACGAUUGUAUUAGACUAACGAAUGACCGUCUUCUCGCAGACGGCGCUGAAGAAAAAGAUCUGAUUUGCAAAGCAAGGCAUACAGAUCAGGGAUGCACUUGCAAGACUGAGAGAAUCUGAGCAGCUGACAUUGAUGAAAAAUAGUUGGAGCAUGAAGGAUCGAUCUGACAACAUGAUGGGUUGACAGAUAGAAAAGGAAAGGAAGGCAGGGGCAGCAAGAAUACAACAUUCGAAGAGAGAUUUGACCCGAACAUACGCUCAGGACUGGUCGGACCUGAACAGGU